AUGGCUUCUGGGGACCUUUACGAGGUCGAAAGGAUUGUAGACAAGAGAAAGAACAAGAAAGGGAAAUGGGAGUACCUCAUCCGAUGGAAAGGCUACGGGAGCACGGAGGACACGUGGGAGCCAGAGCACCACCUGCUGCACUGUGAGGAGUUUAUCGAUGAGUUCAACGGGCUGCACGUGUCCAAGGACAAGAGGAUCAAGUCAGGGAAGCAGGCCAGCGCCUCCAAGCUCCUGCGCGACAGCCGAGGCCCUUCGGUGGAGAAACUCUCCAGCAGACCUUCCGAGUCUGGGAAGAGCAAGGGGACUUCUCAUAAACGGAAGCGAAUCAACCCUACCCUGUCCAAGCCGAAGAAAGGGUAUCCCGCCAAGCCCCCUGCGGCAGGCGACAGGGCCGCCAAGACGGUGUCUUACAGGACUACCCCCAGUGGCUUGCAAAUAAUACCCCUAAAAAAGGCUCAGAAUGGAAUGGAAAACGGGGACACUGGAUCCGAGAAGGAUGAGAGGCACUUUGGAAACGGGUCCCACCAGCCUGGCUUGGAUUUGAAUGACAUCGGAGAGCAAGACCUGGGCGAGUGUGACAUCACCCAUGCGGCACUGGCAGAGAACGGGCUCGGCUCUGCUCUGACCAACGGGGGAUUAAACAUGCACAGCUCGAAGAGGAAGCUGGACACGGAGAAGGACUACGUCUUUGACAAGAGGCUCAGGUACAGCGUCCGCCAGAACGAAAGCAACUGUCGGUUUCGGGACAUUGUUGUGCGGAAGGAAGAGGGGUUCACGCACAUCCUGCUGUCCAGUCAGACCUCAGACAACAACGCGCUGACCCCCGAGAUCAUGAAGGAGGUCCGGCGAGCCCUCUGCAACGCGGCCACAGAUGACAGCAAGCUGCUGCUCCUCAGUGCGGUGGGCAGCGUGUUCUGCAGUGGCCUGGAUUACUCCUACCUGAUUGGCCGGUUGUCCAGUGACCGGCGAAAGGAGAGCACCCGCAUUGCAGAAUCCAUCAGGGACUUUGUGAAGGCCUUUAUCCAGUUUAAGAAGCCCAUCGUGGUGGCAAUCAACGGGCCCGCCCUGGGCCUGGGUGCCUCCAUCCUGCCCCUCUGCGACAUCGUGUGGGCCAGCGAGAAGGCCUGGUUUCAGACCCCCUAUGCCACCAUCCGCCUCACGCCCGCCGGCUGCUCCUCGUACACCUUCCCCCAGAUCCUGGGUGUCGCGCUGGCCAAUGAGAUGCUCUUCUGUGGGCGGAAGCUCACUGCCCAGGAGGCUUGCAGCAGAGGACUGGUGUCCCAGGUCUUCUGGCCAACCACGUUCAGCCAGGAGGUCAUGCUGAGAGUCAAGGAGAUGGCGUCCUGCAGUGCACUGGUGCUGGAGGAGUCGAAAUGCCUUGUCCGCAGCUUCCUGAAAUCGGUGCUUGAAGAUGUGAAUGAGAAAGAAUGCCUCAUGCUGAAGCAGCUCUGGAGUUCCUCCAAAGGCCUGGAUUCAUUGUUCAGCUACUUGCAGGACAAAAUCUACGAAGUCUGA
Messenger RNA from Pipistrellus nathusii (Nathusius's pipistrelle), 1515 nucleotides. NCBI's taxonomy places the organism in Eukaryota, Metazoa, Chordata, Mammalia, Chiroptera, Vespertilionidae. The record is from the annotation of a GenBank genome assembly.